This is a messenger RNA of Bombina bombina (fire-bellied toad), 1844 nucleotides long. It is a transcript of the gene HTRA1, whose product is annotated as HtrA serine peptidase 1. Gene Ontology annotation, molecular function: protein binding; serine-type endopeptidase activity. NCBI's taxonomy places the organism in Eukaryota, Metazoa, Chordata, Amphibia, Anura, Bombinatoridae. Bases 318 to 1706 code for a protein of 462 amino acids. Gene Ontology annotation, biological process: positive regulation of apoptotic process; programmed cell death; proteolysis. Gene Ontology annotation, cellular component: extracellular region. The record is from RefSeq and is a predicted model, not a curated record. The transcript is spliced from 10 exons.
GGCGCUGUGCCCUGGCUCCCUGCCCCUCUCUCUCUGCCUCUCACGGGAUGCGGGGGUGGGGUAACACAGGGUUUUGGGGCUUUUCCAGAUAAAAAAGCUGAUUCAGUGCAGAGCUCCAGCACAGAGGAAGCCGGUCUCAGAGCUGAUCCCACCAGGCUAGCACAGAGCAGGGAGAGGACAUCAAGGCACUGCCCGGACUGCAAUACCCCAUCCUGGUAUUUACCCCUCAGACCGCUAUUUACCCCUCAGCCUGGUAUUUACCCCAUAAGCUGGUAUUUAGCCCUCAGCCUGGUGUCGUCCCCCAGGGAUCCUUUGCCAUGCUGUGGUUCCGCGCUGCGGUGUUGUUCUCCUGCGGAGUUCCUGCAGCUCUGUUCCCAUCUGCCAACUCUCCCGGGCAGCGGUGCCCUGCACGUUGUGACCCGUCCUCCUGUGCUCCUGCCCCCGCCAGCUGCCCAUCCGGGGAGACCGCUCUGCGCUGCGGCUGCUGUGCUGUGUGCGCGGCAGCAGAAGGAGAGCGCUGCGGGGAGGGCGCAGGGGAUCCGCUCUGUGCCUCUGGGCUACGCUGUGCGAAGAGCGGGGGGCAGCGGAUCUGUCAGUGCUCCUCUACCCAACCCGUGUGCGGCAGUGACGGCAAAACAUAUGGGAACCUGUGCCGGUUACAGGCUGAGAGUCGGACGGUUCAGGCAAAGGGGUCUGCGGCCAUUAUCCCCAUCCAGCGAGGGGACUGUCAGCAAGGUCAGAAGGAUCCUGACAGCCCACGGUACAAAUACAAUUUUAUUGCUGAUGUUGUGGAGAAGAUUGCGCCAGCUGUCGUGCACAUCGAGCUGUUCCGCUUACUUUCUUUCUUCAAAAGAGAGGUCCCAGCUGCCAGUGGCUCCGGUUUCAUAGUAUCAGAGGAUGGAUUGAUAAUUACCAAUGCUCAUGUAGUGACCAACAAAAAUCGUUUAAAGGUGGAGCGCAGUGAUGGGUCAACCUAUGAUGCCAAAAUAAUUGAUGUGGACGAGAAGGCAGAUAUUGCCCUUAUCAAAAUCAAGCCAAAGGGAAAGUUGCCGGUGCUGCAGCUAGGGCGCUCAGAGGACCUCCGUCCAGGAGAGUUUGUGGUGGCCAUAGGAAGUCCGUUCUCCCUACAAAACACCGUUACUACUGGCAUUGUGAGCACAGCACAGCGUGGAGGAAAAGAACUGGGUUUGCGCAAUUCUGACAUGGAAUAUAUCCAGACUGACGCUAUAAUCAAUUAUGGGAACUCCGGAGGACCCCUGGUGAAUCUGGAUGGUGAAGUGAUUGGCAUAAAUACGCUAAAGGUUACGGCUGGGAUAUCUUUCGCUAUUCCAUCUGAUAAAAUCCGCAAGUUCCUGGCAGAGUCACAUGACAGGCAAUCUACAGGUCAAAGCAUUAGGAAAAAGAGAUAUUUGGGAAUAAGGAUGAUGACAUUGAACCAAAGUAAAGUGGAAGAACUCAGGAAGCAGCAGAAAGAUUUCCCAGACGUGGCAUCAGGAGCUUAUAUUGUGGAAGUGCUUCCUGACACCCCAGCAGAAGAGGCUGGACUGAAGGAAAAUGAUAUAAUAAUCAGUGUUGGUGGGAAAACCGUAACUUCUAGCAACGACAUCAGCGAUGCCGUUAAACAAGAGGGCACUUUACGGCUCUUGAUACGACGCGGCAAUGAGGACAUUCCUGUCACAGUGACACCCAAAGAAAUAGACCUUUAAUGGGAGAUAUGAGCUGGUUUCAUGCGUCUUCCAAACAUUUCUGCAGUGUAUAAAAACUGAAUGAUGACAUUUUGCUUUUUGCUCCUGAAAGUUAAAGAAAUAGUCAAAAUUAAACUUUCAUGAUUCAGAUAGAGCAGC